ACAAGUGUGUGAGAAAGGUUUAGUCGACCCAACCACCCACUGGGGCCACCCGGGCCACCCCGCCUACCCACCCACUUGCCACCCGACUGCCGUCGAGGAAACAACCUGCAACCUCCUCGCCGCCACUGCCGCACACCAAAGCCGGCAUUAAAUUCAGUUCGUUCAUCACAUUAUUUAAUUUUUUUUUUCAUUUUUAUUUUUUAUUGUUUUUCUUUAAUUUGUGAAAAUAUAUAUUAAUAUUAUUAUUUAUUAUUAUUAUUUUCUUUUUGUUAUUAAAAUAUUGAAUUAAUUAUUAUUUUUUUCGUGUUGUUUAUAUACAUAUAUAUAAUAAAUAAUAAUAAUGAUUAAAGUGCGUGAGUGUAUGUGUAUGUGUGUAUUGUGAUUCAACUGUUUUUAAAUUAUAUUUUCCAAGAAAUAUUAUAAGUAUAUAUUUAUAUUUCAUUAAAUGAUUAAAAUUUAAUUUUUUAAUUACAUAAAUAAAUAUUUAUAAAAAUAAUAUAAUACACAUUUAUCACUAUUGAUUUGUGAAUAUUUAAACAGUUUAAUGUGAUUAAUAAUUUCAUCAUUACAAAAAAAAAGGAUUAUAAUAACAAUAAUAGUAAUAGCUAUUAUUAUUUUAAACAAAAAAAGAAAAAAAGACAUUCAACAAAAAAAAAGGUAGUCAAGAGAAACUUACCCAAGGGGGUAUAGUGUAAGCUUGGUGCCAGAUCACCGGGUGCUUGUAGAUUUAACUAUUUAAUAUAAUACCUUGAAGAAAUAUAAAAUAUAUUAAUAUAAAGAAAAAAAAAAUAAAUAAAAGAAUCAUGGAAAGCGGAACAACUGGUAUUGGCAGACUUGACUGCUAUGAAGAUAUGUUUAAAGAAAUAACACGUAAAUUAUACGGUGACGAUCCUGAUCAUCGAACAUCCAGUGUUCAGAACGAAUUUGAAACAUCAGUAUCAUAUAAAAACGACGAAGAUACAGAAAACAAUACUGAUUCUGACGAUGGUAAUUGGACAUGUGAAGAUGAGCCAUUAAAAGGAACAGACGGCAGUAGAAUUGCAGCUUAUCAUGCUGGUAAAACUACCUGGAAAUGUUACGAGUGUGGUGAUUGUAUGAAUGGUGGACCUCGUGAAAUUGCUGAACAUUUUAUGGAUCUUCAUGCAUCUCGUAUAAUACUUGAUGAUACACGUAAUCGUCAUCAUAUACCAAGAAAAGAUUAUCUACAAGGUGAUUUAAAACUUGAGGAUAUACUUAAUUAUCUUGAAAGAGUUAGAGAUAGAGCUGAAAGAUCAGCACCACCAUCAAGACGUACACAAGAAACACAAACAAUACCAGCUGCAUUAUUACCACCACCAACUACAACCAGCACAUUUUUAUUACAAGAAUUACCAACAACACCACCACCACAACAACAACAACAACAUCAACAUCAACAACAACAUCAACAGCAACAACAUCAACAACAACAACAGCAUAAUUUACAUACAAAUUCACCAACAAUGACACCAUUAUCAACAACAACACCACCAACAACAGCAACAUCAUCAUCUUCAUCAUCUUCAUCCUCGUCAUCAUCAAGUAAUAAACGUUAUACAUGUCCAUAUUGUCCAUAUGGCACUGAUCGUCGUGAUUUAUAUACAAGACAUGAAAAUAUACAUCGUGAAGAAAAACCAUUUCAUUGUUAUGUUUGUUAUAAACCAUUUAAUCGUGCUGAUCAUGUUAAAAAACAUUUUUUACGUAUGCAUCGUGAACACACAUAUGAAUUAUCAAGAAUACGACGUAAUCCAUCAACAAAUAAUAAUAAUAGUACCAUCAAAACAAAUCAACAACAACAACAAGAUACAAAUACAGGAAUAAAUAAUAAUGGAUCAGUACAACAACAACAACAACAAAAUACCUAUACAACAAAUUAUAAUAACAAUAACAACAACAACAACAAUAAUAUAAAUAAUAAUAAAAAUUAUCAAUUACAAACAACACAACCAAGUGUUACAACAGCAACAGCAGCAUCAAAUAUAUAUCAGCAAACAGCAGCAAUGACAUCUGUUAUUGGUAAUAUUCAAGAUAAUAAUAUUGUUAAUAGAAGAAUGACAAAUACUGGAUGUAAAAGUCAAAAUAAAAAUGGAUCAAAAGGAGCACAAGAAAAAAGAUACACCUGUUGUUAUUGUUCAUGGAGUGGUGUUGAUAAUUGGUGUUUAAAACGUCAUUUAAAUACACAUUUAAAACCAUUUGCUUGUGCAUUAUGUGAAUAUAAAGCAGCUCGUGCUGAACGUUUAGCAACACAUGUAUUAAAAGUACAUAAUAAACGACAAUGUUCAAGAUGUUCAUUUUUAGGUGAAGAUGCAUCACAAUUACAGAUACAUCAAUUACAUGUACAUCGUAUUAAUAAUAGUAAUACUGUCAAUACAAUACCAGCAGCAUCAUCAUCACCAACAUCAUCAUCUUCAUCAUCAACACCAUCAUCACAAGUAUCAACAAUUAAUCGUCAUGAACCAGUACAUCCUGUUGGAGUUGGUCGUCCACCACCUGGACCACCAGUUUUUCCAGCACCAUCUGGAGCUGUUAUUUCACCACCAACAACAACAACAAUUCUCAGUGAUUGUCAAUCAAAUAGACGAAGUAGAUCAAGAAAACAACACGAGCCAAGAAAAGUAUUGAGUCAACGUAGAUCAGCAAAUGAAAAUAUGAUUGAUGAUAAUGAAGAUAAUAAAAAAAGAAUAAAAUUAGAAAUUAAAAAUGAAAAAAAAUAUGAUUAUCAUGAUGAAGAUGAUAGAAUUGAUGAACAAAAUUAUUUAAAAUUUUAUUCAUUACCAGAAAGUGAUAAUAAUUUAUCGAUUGAUUAUUUAUAUGAAGAAAGAGCAACACAAGCAUUGAAAAUGUUACUUUGUCAACCAAUUGACAGUAAAAAUAAUAUUUAUUCAAACUAUAUUAAAACUGAGCCAUCUCUAUUUUCACUUGCUUGCACUUCUGGCAAUUAAAAUAUACUAAAAACAGAAGAAAAAAAAAAAA
Molecule: messenger RNA, 2991 nt
Organism: Aphidius gifuensis
Lineage: Eukaryota; Metazoa; Arthropoda; Insecta; Hymenoptera; Braconidae
Gene: chn
Product: G-box-binding factor
Exons: 6
Coding region: 804-2960 (718 amino acids)
Source: RefSeq, a predicted model, not a curated record